Messenger RNA from Sturnus vulgaris (Common starling), 2168 nucleotides. Lineage: Eukaryota; Metazoa; Chordata; Aves; Passeriformes; Sturnidae. The record is from RefSeq and is a predicted model, not a curated record.
CCUGAACCUGCGUCAGCUUAAGCUGAAGGAAUUUUAAUAAACCCUCCCUUGUAGGCGUGGGCCUAAAUGAGACUAGCCUAGUUAAGCCUGAUCUUUUUCUGUUUGUGAAAAAGAGCUGAGCAGAGCUAGGGACUGCAUGGUGGCUCCAGGAACGGCUUCCUUAAUUCAAAGAUAACAAUGGUUGGGAAGGCCAGAUCUUCUAAUUUUACCUUAUCUGAAAAGCUCGAUUUGCUAAAACUCGUGAAGCCGUAUGUUAAAAUUCUCGAGGAACAUACCAAUAAGCAUUCUGUAAUAGUGGAAAAAAACAAAUGCUGGGAUAUUAUAGCUGAUAACUACAAUGCCAUCGGAGUAGAUCGCCCUCCUCGUACUGCACAGGGCCUGCGCACGCUGUACAAGAGGCUCAAAGAAUAUGCCAAACAGGAGCUAUUGCAGCAAAAGGAGACUCACUCAGAUUGUAAAAGCAGCAUUUCUGAGCCAACCAAGAAAGUUGUGGAGAUGAUUCCACAGAUUUCCAAUGUGUGUUUAAGAGCGGUGUUCAAAGUCAAGUUGUCAGAAACAACAUUAGUAACCACCAUACAGGCAGCUCUUUUGUUUCUCAAUUCCUUCUUUCUCUCUUUGCUGUCUAAUUGUUUUCCUCUUAAGAAGCUGACUAAGGAAAAAAAAAACAAGCCUCAUCAGAGUUACCUGAAGAUUUGUGCUAGUAUCGAUAAAGAAACAAUUGCUGGUACCAGUUCACCACAGGCAAUGUUGGAUCACCAUCCUGCGACAGUCAUGAUGGACUUGCAGUCAGAAGAGGAUGUCAAACCUCCUCCUUCUCUGAUCAUAGACUCACAGCAAAAUGAGAACUUAGGACAAGAGGAAGAACACCAGCUGGUGCAUAUUAUGGAAAGGUCUCCUUCAACGUCAGUGUCUUCAGUUGAUAUGAGAGUGAUGAUGUCUCCUUCCCCUGUACCAAGGAGAGAUGAGUUUUUUAGGCUUGAGGUUGGAGAACGCUUUAGACCAAUGUGUGGUUAUGACCCACAGAUGUUACAAAUGCUGAAAGAGGAGCAUCAAAUAAUAUUAGAAAACCAAAGAAAAAUUGGUCUUUAUGUCCAAGAGAAAAGGGAUGGUUUGAAAAGAAAGCAGCAACUGGAAGAAGAACUGUUGCGAACAAAAAUCAAAGUAGAGAAGCUGAAGGCAAUACGACUACGCCGUGAUCUGCCAGAAUACAGCAAUAUCUAAAUAUUUUAUUACUUCUGUCAUAUUCCUUGAAAUACUUAAUAAUAAAUGCAAAAUUGUUUUUUAUGCUAAUAUGGAUGGAUCAAAAUCUGGGCUUGAGAUGUGAAAGCAUUGUUUAAGUACCCUAGAAAAAUACCUCGUAUGGGUUUGUAUGCACCAACUUUUCUGGACUAAAGUAUAAUCAGAUCCAUGUUUAAGUGUUUAGAUUGAUAAAAACCCAAACUUUAAAAAUAUUUCCACUUAUCUCUAGAGUUGUGAUGAGCUAAUGGAAAUUUAAGUCAGCUCUUGUUAAAAAUUUUGGUCAUAUGCAUUAUUUUUUCAAAUAAUCACCUUAAAUAUCUGAAUGAAGUUGCAGGUAAAUAAAUGCAUAUAAGAAGGAGAAAUAAGAGGCUAUGUUUAAAUGUUUUACUCUUUUCAAGUUGGUAAAUCUUACGACAGUAGUGACAUUUUGCUGAUAUGUCAGCUUGGAAAACAAAAUACUGGAUUGUUAUAUUUUUUUAAUGUUCAGUAGGCAGUUGAAUAAAUGUGCAUCUUUUAAAAAGUUAAUACUUUUAAAUUGUUUCCAGUGGAGAAGUGUUUCCAUAGGAUGUUAUCAAAAUAGAGACAAUGAAUGCAACACUUGGUUUUUAAAACUGCAUGCAUGUGUAAUUUGUGUGUACAGUUACCAUGAUUGUGUAUUCAGUUAUAGUAAUUAUACUGGUGAUCAACCACAUAAAUAUCUACUUUGCUCAUUUGCAUGCAUAAUUACUACAAUGCAUGUGCAACCAAGACAGUUGCAGGUGCCUUUGAUCAAUAUCACUAUAAGCUACUGAAAUAAAAUAGUUUCUGUAUGUAAGUAACAUGUGACUUGAAAUCAUCAGAAGAUUGUGUUAUUCUGGGUCCCUUUUAUAGAUACUGUUGUUCCGAUCUUUCGAUUAGUUUCAAAUAAAAAACCCCAAAUGAAAACAAAA